Messenger RNA from Myotis davidii, 530 nucleotides. Its product is annotated as WW domain binding protein 1-like. The record is from RefSeq and is a predicted model, not a curated record. The annotation marks the transcript as partial. The transcript has a single exon. NCBI's taxonomy places the organism in Eukaryota, Metazoa, Chordata, Mammalia, Chiroptera, Vespertilionidae.
UGCCAAACUAUUUACUACCUCCUUAUGAGGAAGUGGUGAACCGACCUCCAACUCCUCCCCCACCAUACAGUGCCUUCCAACUACAGCAGCAGCAGCUGUCUGCACAGUGUGGCCCUGCAGGCGGCAGUCCCCCAGGUGCUGAUCCCGCCAGGGGCUCCCAGGGGGCCCAGAGCAGCCCCUUGUCAGGGCCCAGCCGAAGCAGCACAAGACCCCCGAGCAUCAUCGCUGACCCUGAGCCCUCCAACAUCGACAUGCCAGACCACCCAGCAGCCCCCAAAGCCCCUGGAAUGGAGCCCAGCGGCUCUGUGGCUGACUUGGGGGAGCUGGCCCCUGGGGCCUUCCUGGACAAAGAUUCCGAAUGUAAGGAGGAGCUGCUGAAAGAUUACAGCUGCGAGCAGGGCAGCGCCCUCCCCGACAGCAAGGACAAGACGCCUGGCAGACAUCGCCGCUUCACGGGUGACUCGGGCAUUGAGGUGUGUGUGUGCAACCGGGGCCACCACGACGACAACCUCAAAGAGUUCAGCACACUU